AGAGUCUGUGCUGUGCUUUGUGAGUGUGUGCAUAGAUAUCUAUGAGAGUGUGUUUGGGGGAGUGACUGAAGAGAGUCUGGUCUGGUCUUUGCAUCCUGUUGUGUGCAACGGCGCGUGUGCUGUUGUGUGUGCGUGUUGUGUGUCUGCGAGGUGUGUUUGGAGUCAAAGCGAGUUCAAGUAUGAAGAGAGGCAAGAAUGCAGAGGAGGCUGAUGCGGACGGGGAGAAUGACACCGGCUCUGCUUCUGCAAAGAAAACAAAGAAGACCAAGGAACCAGAGGCUCCAAUACUGUACGAGGAUCCUCCUGACAAAAUGACCAGCAAAGAUGGACGUGAAGCCAACAUGAAGAUCACCUCCUGGAAUGUGGACGGCCUGAGGGCCUGGGUGAAAAAGAAGGGCCUGGAUUGGGUGCGUGAGGAGGCUCCAGAUGUUUUGUGCCUGCAGGAGACAAAGUGUGCAGAGAAAUCCCUUCCUGCUGAAAUCACCUCAAUGCCCGAGUACCCUCACAAGUACUGGGCCGGCUCAGAUGAGAAGGAGGGUUACAGUGGAGUGGCCAUGCUCUGCAAGACUGAACCAAUCAAAGUUACCUAUGGCAUUGGUAAAGAAGAGCAUGACAAGGAGGGCCGCGUCAUCACUGCAGAGUUCCCCACCUUCUACCUGGUGACCGUCUAUGUGCCAAACUCCGGCAGAGGUCUUGUGCGCCUCGAUUACCGCAAAACCUGGGACGAGGACUUCCGGGCGUACCUGAGCGAGCUGGACAUGCAGAAGCCCCUGGUGCUGUGUGGCGACCUUAAUGUCGCACACCAGGAGAUCGACCUAAAGAACCCCAAGGGGAACAAGAAAAACGCAGGCUUCACCCCCGAGGAGCGCGAAGGCUUCAGCCAGCUCCUGGAGUCCGGGUUUGUCGACAGCUUCCGGGAGAUCUACCCCGAGCAGACCAACGCCUACACCUUCUGGACCUACAUGAUGAACUCCCGCUCAAAGAACGUGGGCUGGAGGCUGGAUUACUUUGUGCUGUCGUCCAGUCUGCUGCCAGGCCUGUGCGACAGCAAGAUCCGCAACAAGGCCUUGGGAAGCGACCACUGCCCCAUCACCCUGCACGUGGCUGUAUAGGUCACGGUCUGUUGAGCAGGGAUACUGUUUCACCUAGCCAUCACUGUUUUCAUAGUACUUCCAUUCCGACUUGACUGAAACUGUCGUGUAUGCCACUGUGUGUUAGAGUGAGGCAUCGCCUAUUUUUGCAGGAAAUUCUAAACCUUUGUUUAAAUUUCUCAUGGGUGAGGCACUGCCCAACCUCACUCUUUCAGUAGGCCCAGCAGUAGCUUAGUAGUCUAGUACUUUUAACUCCUUCAGUUUGUACACAGCACAAUUCAUAAUGUCCAUUUAUCCCCUUCAUGCAAUUGAUCAGUCAGCCCAGUAAUGUUCACCCCUCUUUAGCUAUUGUCUAGAGAUGCAACACUAAACAUGAAGACCUGUGACUGGCUGUGGCACUGUGUGGUUCCUGUCUGCACAACUACUGACCUGGGACAAGCCUUGGUGCCCCAAAGCCUGCCAUUUGUAUUCUGUGUUACUGUUUGAAAUUAAGCUACUGCUGUUAAGAAAAUGUAACUUGUUCUAUCACAAAAAUGUUUUAAGAUGCUUUUCCAAAGCAUUGAAUUUCCUGUUGUAAAACAUGCCCACAAUAAAGACUGGAUUUGUA
This is a messenger RNA of Centropristis striata (black sea bass), 1698 nucleotides long. RefSeq names its product APEX nuclease (multifunctional DNA repair enzyme) 1 (gene apex1). The record is from RefSeq and is a predicted model, not a curated record. Gene Ontology annotation, biological process: base-excision repair. Gene Ontology annotation, molecular function: DNA-(apurinic or apyrimidinic site) endonuclease activity; phosphoric diester hydrolase activity; double-stranded DNA 3'-5' DNA exonuclease activity. Lineage: Eukaryota; Metazoa; Chordata; Actinopteri; Perciformes; Serranidae. The transcript is spliced from 5 exons. The coding region runs from base 180 to 1112 and encodes 310 amino acids. Gene Ontology annotation, cellular component: nucleus.